GACAAGAUGGUACGUAAUGCGCUCGUCACCUUCGCAACGUGCUUAAUGAGAUGCAUAAUAGUAAUUAAUCCCCUACAACCCAUCGCGGCCGGUGUUCUUGAUACGAGUGGAUCGGACAGCCUUUGGACAAAAAUGGUUGCUAAAGAUGGAGUGGUAGUUUGUCUUAGCCAUCCACCUGAAUCAUACUUUCAUUCAAAUGUUCAUCACAGCAUACGUCUAAUGUGUCAGAAAUUGGUUGACAGGAAAAAGGCUGCGCACAGUUGUAGUGAUGGUAAACGUUUCCUGAUCGACUCUAUCAAAACGCCAAAGGGUUUGACUGAUGAACCAGAAAGUGUCAAGCUGCAGGUUCAUGCAGCACACACGUUGUUGGAAAAUCU
Messenger RNA from Paraglomus brasilianum, 377 nucleotides. The record is from the annotation of a GenBank genome assembly. NCBI's taxonomy places the organism in Eukaryota, Fungi, Glomeromycota, Glomeromycetes, Paraglomerales, Paraglomeraceae.